CCGCCCCUCGCCGUGGUCUCCCCCGCGACGGAGUCGUGCUCGGUUGGGCUCGUAGCGGGGAGAGAGAUCCCAGAGGUCCCCGAGAUUCUUGCAAGGGACUCGUCGCAACACGGAGAGGUCAACUACAACAACGUCCAGAGAAGCGGCAGAGACACGGCGGUGGAGAGAGACCCCCACCCCACGGCGACUCGUGGAGACUCGGAGAAACUAACGGAGACGCGGGGAGAGCGGGGCGAGGGAGCGCGGGCCUGGUUGCUCCGCGCGGAGCCUGACGUCUUGCCUGAGCGGCCGGCCCGGCAGGGACACGCAGAGGCCCCCUUGUGCGCGGGGGCGGAGACUGCGGGGGAGGAGGUUAAAAGGAAAGGGGGUGAAGGGAGAGGUGGAGUAAGGAGGUGAAUACGGGGGGAGGAGUAAGCCUCUUGAGGAGAGCGAGGCGGAGGAGGAGGAAAGAGGAAGUGCGAAAGACGAGAAAGAAGAAAGGUGAGAGAGCAGAAAGACAAUAGAUAGCGGCAGCCGUGAGAAGGACGAGGUGAAAGCGGAGGAAACGGAAAAAAAGGAGUGAGGAGGUGAAGGAGGAUUUAGGAGGCGUAGGGAAAGAGCAGGAGGAGCAGGAGGAGGAGGAGGAAGAAGAGGAGUGACCAUGGCGGCUAAGGACGGGGCGACGCAAGACAAACACAAGAUCGUGGUGGUCGGCGGUGGCGGCGUGGGCAAGAGCGCGCUCACCAUCCAGUUCAUACAGUCGUACUUCGUCACGGACUACGACCCCACCAUCGAGGACUCGUACACGAAGCAGUGCGUCAUCGACGACCGGGCUGCACGCCUCGACAUCCUCGACACGGCCGGGCAGGAGGAGUUUGGGGCCAUGCGCGAGCAGUACAUGCGGACAGGCGAGGGCUUCCUCCUCGUCUUCUCCAUCACGGAGCGCGGCAGCUUUGAUGAAAUCUACAAAUUCCACCGGCAAAUCCUGCGCGUGAAAGACCGGGACGAGUUCCCCAUGAUCCUCGUCGGCAACAAAGCGGAUCUCGAUCACCAGCGCCAGGUGACGCAGGAGGAGGGACAGCAGCUCGCUCGCUCCCUCAAGAUCCCCUACAUGGAGGCGUCGGCCAAGGUGCGACUCAACGUGGACCAGGCCUUCCACGAACUCGUCAGGGUCAUACGGAAGUUCCAGGUGGACGAGUGCCCGCCUUCCUCGGAGCCGCCCACGAAGGAGUCGACCGAGAACGGCUGCCGCUGCGUCAUCCUCUAACGGCCGGGCGGAGCUCCCGUCCACUCGCCCACUCCUCGCCCAGCUGUCCUCUCACUCGCCCGCACCCCUUCCCAGACACCGACCCCGCCAGUCGACGACGCUGCCACCACUAAGCCGAGCUGCCCCGGCAGCGCCGUGAUGGGAGUAGGGGGUGGGGGAGCGGGAGGCUGGAAGAGUGAGCGGGUGUGGCGCGGGAGCGGGGAAGCGGUCUGUUUUAUGCAAUGCCUUAGAGUGAGGGCCAGGGCCCACAUCAUCCUGCUACCACCGCGCUCGUCGUUUUAAUGAAAACUACUGGGAGUGCAUGCUCCAUUAGCCAUGCCCACCGUGUCCCUAACACGUACCUUCACCGCGCAGAGUAGACGUGUAAGACUUAGUGACCGUUGUAUUAAGCCUAUUGUGUAAUGUCGACCAUUUUGGGGGGGGUAGAGGUGGGGGGUAGGGUAGAGGUGGGGGGGGUGUAAAGAGAACCCAACACGGGUUACUGUCAUUAAACAUCCUCCUAUGCCAAAGUUGUAAUAACUUCUUAAGCCCGCGUACCAGAAGUGCCCGUUUGUGAUGAGGUAUAUAUGGUGAUGUUAACCCACGACAGCAUUUGCUUCCCCGCAUUAGGGUGAAGCGGUGCUCGUGUGGUUCACACACGCACUGCGCUUUUCUCCCAUGCGUCCCAGGUUCUACUCUAGAUCGGAUUUGUUGUCCAUUUGGCCGAAUGGUCAUUUGAACGUGUCUUGAGCCUCCUCCCUGGGUCAAUCUGGCAUAAAAUUAACUGUUGCGGUGGUUGAGCUUCUUCACUGGGGAGACAAAGGUGGCCGUGCAUGUGCGAGUGGUACUGCUCUUACUGGUUCCUCAGCCGUGUUCCCAUGGCAGCCUUAAUAGCUAACAGCACCGUGCCAACAAAGGCAGGGUGGAGGUGGGCUCCUUGUUUUACCCUUAAGCCGUGUACAUCCCCCAUAUGGGCAUCGUCGCGUGUACGGCGCGCUCGCCAACGAUUUACGUGGUAUUGAGACACAGUCGUCAUUGAAGCGAGAAGUCGUACAAACUGAAGGUGACAGGCAACGUGUAGGCGAGACUGCCGGGUGAUUUUGUGGAGGAGAGGUGGCGGGGGUUGUCAAUCUCUCCCCCGCUGUGUAAAAUAUAACGAACAAAAAAAUCAAAAAUCGGUGGAAAAAAAAUUAACGUCAAACUUUAAAAAAAUUAAGUAUAUAGUUGUGACUGCUUGCUAAUGUUAAUUGCAAUAUAUUACCAAAUAGUGUGCCUGAUUGCAUGGUGGAUUUUUUAAAAUGUUUUUUUAUUUUUACUGUUAUCGGUUUUUUUCAAGACUUGCAAGUUCAUUGUAUCGGAACCAGUGGCGUUCGUUCUUAGUACAGAAGGCAGGUGUCGGAUGGGUGCGGUAUUUCAUUAUUUUCUUUUGUGCCUGAAAUAAUGCGACUAAUUUAGCCAUUAACGGUGUAAAUCGACCGAAAGAAGUGUGCGUUUCGGUUCAGAUUCAAAUGACAAGGCAAAAAAAGUUCAAGCAUAAUUCUGUUGCCAAUGGUUUUAUUUCAUUUUCUUAACACUGUUUUAAGUCCAGCAACUACUGUAAUGUCUUUCUGUUUUUAGAGUGUGUUGCCCGAUUUUUACAUUACCCUAUAAAUCUGUCCACCUGCUUCUGCUGUGCUUCAUCAUUGCCUGUUGUUAUUUUAAGGUCGUCCACUGACCUGCCUUUAUAAAGCCGUUUAAAAAAAAAUCUGAAGAAAAAAAUUUGUAAUCCUAUUCCUUAUUUUCAUAUAUAGCCAACAAAACUGGUAUUUUUUAUAUGUUUAUAAGUCCAAUGCUUUCACAAGUAUACGUUUGUGUAUAUGUACAUAAAGGACGAGCAGUGUG
Lethenteron reissneri (Far Eastern brook lamprey) is the source of this 3106-nucleotide messenger RNA. Its product is annotated as ras-related protein R-Ras2. The record is from RefSeq and is a predicted model, not a curated record. Gene Ontology annotation, molecular function: GTP binding; GTPase activity. Gene Ontology annotation, cellular component: membrane. Gene Ontology annotation, biological process: signal transduction. Lineage: Eukaryota; Metazoa; Chordata; Hyperoartia; Petromyzontiformes; Petromyzontidae.